This is a messenger RNA of Trichoplax adhaerens, 771 nucleotides long. RefSeq lists its product as uncharacterized. The record is from RefSeq and is a predicted model, not a curated record. Bases 1 to 771 code for a protein of 256 amino acids. NCBI's taxonomy places the organism in Eukaryota, Metazoa, Placozoa, Uniplacotomia, Trichoplacea, Trichoplacidae. The transcript has 5 exons.
AUGGCAGACGAUCUAAUGCAGAAAUUUAGUGUGUUAGGCACUACAGAUCAUGAUAUACUCAUCAAGCAAUUGCAAGAAUACUUAAACUACCAGUUGAGUCCUUCUGGAUGUGAAUUCUUCUUGGAUAUGAAUAACUGGAAUUUACAGUUGGCUUUAGGAUCUUAUUUUGAUUAUAAUGCUCCAACUGAGUAUUUGCCAUCAAUGACGUUUAUUCAAGACGUAACUAUUGGUGAAGGGGAAUCUGUUCAACCAAACACUCAAUUUGUUAAGACGUGGCGGAUUCAAAAUUCAGGUCAGAAAAGGUGGCCAGAUUCGGUUAGACUAAGGUUUAUUGGAGGUGAUCAGUUAGGACCUUCCCAUGAAGUUCGUGUACAGUCACAUGAUGCACAAGAGAUAGGAGAUGUUAGCGUAGUUAUGAUUUCACCCAAUCAACCAGGAACAUUUCAGGGUCGUUGGAGAAUGGCAACACAAGAAGGUCUCUUUUUUGGAGACAUCAUUUGGGUCAUCAUUAGCGUCGAAAAUUCAGGUUUAUUGGGUCUAACGCAGCAGUUAUCUUACAUUAAUACAAGGGAUAAUGGAGAGACAACAAUGGAACAUCACGAUACUACAGAUUUUAAUCCCUUUGGUCGUGUUGGAGCCACUUCGACAGAAGCAGUUUUUAGUCAGCAAGCUUCAUCAUCAUAUCCUACCUUAAUAAAACCCCAAUCACUUCCGGAUGAAGACGUUAGUAGUACUAUACCUAAUGAGAGAUUCUAUUAUUAUAUUAAAUAA